Vigna unguiculata (cowpea) is the source of this 10702-nucleotide messenger RNA. RefSeq lists its product as uncharacterized. The record is from RefSeq and is a predicted model, not a curated record. Lineage: Eukaryota; Viridiplantae; Streptophyta; Magnoliopsida; Fabales; Fabaceae. Gene Ontology annotation, molecular function: ATP hydrolysis activity; protein binding; ADP binding.
CCCUUUCAGAGAGUAGUGAAGAUAUUUUUCUUUAUAUGCUUUCCCCAUUUUUUCUUGUGCGUGCCAUUUUACUCGGUUUUCUCCAGUUUAUAGCUUACGAUUUGGAAUAGUGACAAGUAAAAACACAUCACAAUUCUCCAUCAUCCAAUUCCAAUGAGACAGCAGCUUCGAACAGGAAAAAAAAUGGAGUAGUUGCAGUGCUGAAGAAUAACAAGAGCUUUCCUCAUUCUGAGUUUGAAGAUGUAGUCGAGGAGGGUACCAGAAAAAGAAGUUCGAAGCAUGGAUACUGUGUUGAAAAUAGUUGAUCCAGUAAUUGAGUUUGUGCGGGAUCAUGGUAUUAAUCAGUUGACCUACAUUUUUUGUUACACAAAAUAUUUUGAGGAACUAAAUAAGAGAGUUAAGCGCCUUGGAGAAGAAAAAGAGAGGUUAGAUCGUCAACGUGAUAAAGCUAAAAGAAAGGGUGACAUUGUUGAAGAUAGGGUUGAAGAAUGGUUUGAGGAAGUGGGUGAAUUUGAGAUUAGGGUUGAGAAGUACAUGAAUAAUGCAGGUCACAAGAAGACAAGGGGUUUAUAUUAUUUAUUUCCUUACUAUAGACACAAACUUGGCAGACAAGCAAAGAAGAUGGAACCGGAGGCUUUGAGGCUAAAAGAUGAGUGCCCCAAGGAUGACGAAGUUUCCCAUGCAGAGAAUGUAACAUCUUUUGAUCUCACUUCGUCUUAUUCUGGCUACAUUGAAUUUGAUAGUAGAAAAUCCAUCGUGGAUGACAUAAUGACAAAACUUAAAGAUCCCAAUAUGAAAAUUAUUGGACUCCAUGGAGCACAAGGGAUGGGUAAGAGCACAUUAAUAAAAAAAAUUGCUAAUAAAGCUAAAGAUGAGGGGUUGUUUGAUAGGGUGGCUGAAAUAGAUGUAACUGAAUAUCCCAAUCCUCUCACAAUUCAGGCAGAUAUUGCACACGUGUUAGGAUUGCCAUUAGCGGGGGAAAGUGAGAAUGUAAGAGCUGAUUAUCUGAGGAGAUGGUUAAAGAUAGAAAAUGUGAGCAUCCUUAUAAUCUUGGAUAACCUUCAUGAAAGAUUAGACUUGAAUAGGUUAGGGAUUCCGGUUGAUGAUGAUUAUGACUUAAGAAAGAAGAAUGAAUUAAGCCUAAGUAACCAGGAAACUGCAGGCGGCAAAAAGGGUACUAGCGGCGGUGCACAGAGUACUGGCGCAAAAGUCCUAAAAAAAACAAAUUUCCUUGGUGAUUAUAAGGGAUGCAAAGUUUUGCUUUCUUCACGUGAUAAGAAUGUAUUUCGUGAUAAGGUUGAUGUUGAGUCAAAUUUUUGUUUAAAGGAAUUAGAUGGUAAUGAUGCCUUGAUGCUGUUUGAGAAGGUGAUUGGAGGAGGUAAUAAAAUGUCUAUGCCUAAAGAAGAAAUCCAGAACUAUUGUACAGGGUUGCCCAUGAGAAUAGUUACACUUGCAGUGGCAUUUAAAAACUGGAUUGAGUCAGAAAGCAAACCUACACUGGACAAAUUUAAAAAGCAAGGUCUGAUUGAAUGGCAAAAGUCUUCGGAGACUCCUAACAAGAAAAAAUAUGACAUUCCAAAAAAUAAGGAACUCAAGUUCAUUUACUUGCUUUGUGCUCAAAUGGGUCACCUACCCCUGGUUAAUGACUUGGUCAAAUAUUGCUUUGGAUUAGGUAUAUUUGAAGGGGUCUCUUCCCUUAGUGCAGCUCGUGAAAAAAUAAAUGAAUCGCUCCAAGAGCUGAAACACUUGGGUUUGGUGUCGUACGAAAAUCCUAAUAUUCAUUUCCAUAUGUCUUAUAUGGUUCGAGAUGAUGCUUUAAGUAAUGCACUCAUGGAUCACAAUGUUUUUGCUUUUAGAGAUGGAAAACUAGAUUAUUGGCCAAAUCUUGAAAAAUGCAUUUCUAUUUCUAUAUGCAAUAGUUACAUUACAGAUGGGUUUCCUCAGGUCAUAAAUUGUCCUCAACUUCAAUUUUUGCAAAUAGAAACUAUUGAUCCGUCUUUGGAAAUACCUCAGAGAUUUUUUAGCAGCAUGAAAAACUUGUUAGUUUUAAUAUUGACUGGUUUUCAUGUGUCAAGCUUACCAUAUUCAAUUAAAGACCUAUUGAACCUCAGAAUGCUUUGUUUGGAGCGGUGCACUUUGGAUUGCAAUUUAUCGGUACUGAGAAUGUUUAAAAAAUUAAGAAUUCUUAGUUUUUCUGGAUCUCAACUUAAAAAUUUGCCAGUUGAGUUACGAUACUUGGAUAAGUUGCGUAUGUUAGACAUCAGCGAUUGUUUCAAACUGAAGAUUAUUCCACCUGAUAUUUUUUCUAAUUUGACAUGUUUGGAAGAUUUGUAUAUAAGAAAAAGCUUGAUCAAAAUGUUGGUGGAAGAAAGGGAAAACAAAGGUCAUAAUUCAUUUCUUUCUGAGCUAAAGAAUUUGCAUCAGUUAAAAGUGGUGGACUUAAGCAUCCCGUGUGUUUCAAUUUUGCCCAAUCACUUAUUCUUUGACGGGUUAAAAGAUUACAAGAUUGAAAUUGGGGACUUUGAAAUGUUUUCUGUUGGAGAAUUUAGGAUGCCCAAUAAAUAUGAAGAACUCAAAGUAUUGGCAUUGCAGGUGAAGGACGACACUGAUAUUCACUCCCAUAAAGGCAUAAAAUUGUUGUUUAAAACAGCACAAAGUUUGUUGUUGGGAAAGGGAUGUGUUCAAAAAGUUGUUAACGAGUUGAAUAUAGACGGAUUUCAGAAUUUGAAACACUUAUGCAUCAUAAAUAACAAUGAUGUCGAAUAUGUCAAUUCAACAGAUUUGUCUAAUUAUGUGAACAUUUUUCCCAAUUUGGAAUCUCUAUGCCUCUGCAGCAUGAUGAACUUAAAGAUGAUAUGUCGCGGUCCAAUUAUACUUGAAUCAUUUGCCAAAUUAAAAACCAUCAAGGUUGAGAUGUGUUACCGAUUGGAAAACCUCUUCUCCUUUUAUGCAAUUAAAAUUUCUACUAGCACAGGAACAAGUGAGAUUUUUAAAUGUAAUUCUAACAUGAAGAAAUUUCUAGCUAAUUUAGAAAUGAUUGAGGUUUGUGAAUGUGAAUCUUUAAAGGAGAUCCUUCAAAUACCACCGGAUUGUGGUGAGGUUUGUGAAUGUGAAUCUUUAAAGGAGAUCCUUCAAAUACCACAGGAUUAUGGUAAGGUUGAGUUUCUCAAAUUACGAACUUUGACACUCCAAUCAUUACCAUCAUUUACUUGUUUUUAUACCAAAGUGGAGAGAUCUUGCUGGCCACAUUCGACAGAGGCUCAAACUACAAAUAGGAGUCACACAGAAAUUUCUGCUGAACAAGAUUGCCACAGUGACAAUGCGCCUCCUCUUUUUGGUGAACCAGUUGAAGUUCCAAACUUAGAGAACUUGAAUUUAUCCUCACUCAACAUUCGUAAGAUAUGGAGCGACCAACACUUAUCAAGUUUCUACUUUCAAAACUUGAUAAAGUUAGUUGUGAAAGAUUGUGAUAAAUUGACCCAUCUAUGUUCAUUACCUAUGGCUAGCAGUUUGAAGAAGUUGAAAAGCCUUGUCAUAAGUGGGUGUCUGAAAAUGAAAAAGAUUUUUGAGAUUGAAGGAAUUAGUGCAAACAAGGUUUGUGUCUUCCCUAAGCUGGAGGAAAUCCACCUUAGCAAAAUGAAGAGGUUAACAGAUAUGUGGCAAACUGAAGUGGGUAUUGAUUCCUUUUCCAGUCUCAUUUCCGUAAGGAUUGAAGAAUGCGAUGAAUUGGACAAGAUUUUUCCGAGUCACAUGGAAGGAUGGUUUGAAAGCUUGAUUAACCUGAAAGUUUCUAAGUGCAAAUCUGUGAAAGAGAUUUUUGAAAUCAAUGAUUCUCAAGAAAUAGAUGCAUCUGGCGGGAUAGACACAAAUUUGCAAGUUAUUCUUCUAGAAGAACUCCCAAAGUUGAAGGAAUUGUGGAGCAAAGAUCCAGAUGGAAUUCUCAACUUUAAAAAACUACGGACUAUAGAUGUAAGUAAGUGUGAUGAACUAAGGAAUUUGUUUCCGGUUUCUAUGGUAAAAGAUGUAUCAAAGCUUGAACGCAUGUCGAUAUUGCAUUGUGAGAGGAUGGUGGAAAUUGUUUCAAAUAAAGAUGCAUCAGAAGCUAACAAUGAUCCAUUAGAGUUUCCUGAACUAACAUUUGUGAGAUUGUACGAACUUCCAAACAUGAAGCAAUUCUACAAGGGGAGACAUCCAAUAAAGUGUCCAAAGUUGAAGGAAUUGAGUAUGGGCAAGUGUAUGAAGCUUAAAACAUUUCCACAAGAAACAAGUGAUGAAAAGUUUGUUUUCUCGACUGAAGCGGUAUUCCCUAACUUGGAGUAUAUGGAAACUGACUUCGAGGAAGCUCAAAAUUGGUUUUCGAAGUACCAAAUGCAGAAUUUAAAAGAGCUUAUUAUCUUGAAUUCAGUCCAGCGUCCAGAUCUUUUAUAUCCGUUUCUGUACAAAAUGCCAAAUCUAGAAAAGUUAAAAUUGACUUCCUCUUUUUCUGAAUCGUUAGAGACACUGCCAAGUACAAACAAUUGGCAGCAAGACAGAUUGGGAGUUGUAUUACAGUUGAAGCAAUUGCUUAUUUGUUCCUCAAAUAUAAAGGAUAUAGGAUUUGAACGAGACCAAGUUCUAGAGAGGCUGGAGCUUUUGAGAUUAAAAGAUUGCGACAAUUUGAGCAAUUUAGGUCCUUCCUCUGUAUCUUUGAAUUACUUGACAUGUUUGAAACUGGUGAGAUGUGAUGGAUUAAAGAAUUUAGUGGCAUCCUCCACGGCCAAAACCAUGGUUCAACUUAAGACCAUGAAGGUAAUCGACUGUCGUAAAGUAGAGCAAAUAGUAAGCAACGACGGAAGUGAAGAAGGCAAAGGGAUCAAAAUUGUAUUCAGCAAAUUGAUUUCUAUAGAACUUGUGGGGCUAAUGAACAUGACAAGUUUUUGCGGUUACAAGAACUGUGAAUUCGAAUUUCCAUUACUGGAAAUAUUGAUAGUAAGAACUUGUCCGAAAAUGGAGAAAUUCAGUGAAAGAGGAUUAAUAGCACCAAAGUUGAAAGAAGUAUUUGGUGUGGAGGGAGAUAAAAAAGCCAAAUGGCAGUGGGAAGGUGACUUGAAUGACACCAUACAAAAAGUUUUCCAUGAUAAGCUCAGUUUCACAUAUACUGAGGAUCUGUUCCUUAAAGAUGAUAGUAUCGCGCAACUAUGGCAAGCCAGUGGUUGGGUGCAGCAAAACAGCUUUGGAUAUUUGAAAAGCUUGACAGUAUGGAGAUGUGAUAGUGUAGUGCAUGUAAUUCCAUCUCAUUUGCUUUCUUGCUUUCACAAUUUGGAAGAACUACAAGUAGUCAGUUGCAGGAAUGCAGAGGUCAUAUUCAGUAUCAAUGAUGAGAACAGGGUGAUAACAAAAGCUUCCCCAAUAUUCCGUCUGAAAACAUUGAUUUUAGCUAAUCUAGGAAAACUGGAGCAUGUAUGGGAGAAGGAUCCGGAGGGAAUUAUGGGCCUUCAAGCGCUAGAGGAAAUGAAAGUUAUAGACUGUGAGCGUCUUAAAAGUUUGUUUCCAGCAUCCUUGGCCACCAGAGAUCUCACCAGACUUCAAGUGCUUGAGGUAGAAGAGUGUGCGGAAUUGACAGAGAUAUUUAAGAAGGAUGAAAAAGUUGAAGAAGGAGAAGAAGGAACAACACAACACUCUGCGUUUCCUUCUCUCACCACAUUGGAGCUGAAGUAUUUGCCAUCCCUUGAAUACUCUAUCCACUGCUCCAAACAACAGGAGAGUACAUCAAAUUUGAGAGAUUUGAGUGAGGGAGAUAUAGAAGAGUUAUGUCUUGGCUCACGGUCCAUUCCAAACUCCUACUUCGGUCUCUUAGAAUCUCUAACUCUGGAUGGUUGCAAGGUUUUAUCAGAUGUACUGCUACCAUUCAAUUUACUUCCUUUUUUAACUAAUCUGGAAACGUUGGAAGUUCGAAACUUGGAUUCUGUCAAAACCAUCUUUGAUGUCAAAUGUACAACACAAGACAGAGAGGUGGCAUAUAUGGGACAAACCCUUCUGAAGAAAUUAAUUGUAUCAAAGCUGCCAAAUCUGAAGAAUGUCUGGAAUGAAGAUCCACGUGGAAUUAUAAGUAUGUCCAAUUUACGAGAAGUAUACGUUGAGGAAUGUAAAACCCUUUCAAGUGUGUUUCCACCACGACUAGCAGUGGAAGAUGUACUGCUACCUUUUAGUUUGCUUCCUUUUUUAACUAAUUUGGAAACGUUACAAGUUCGAAACAGUGAUUCUGUCAAAGCCAUUUUUGAUGUCAAAUGUUCAACACAGGACAGAGAUGUGAUAUCUGUGGGACAAACCCUCCCUUUUUCUCUGAAGAAAUUGGUUUUAUCCAAGUUGCCAAAUCUGAAGAAUGUUUGGAAUGAAGAUCCACGUGAAAUUAUAAGUAUGUCCAAUUUACGAGAAGUAUACGUUGAAGAAUGUAAAACCCUUUCAAGUGUGUUUCCACCACGACUAGCAGUGGAAGAUGUACUGCUACCUUUUAGUUUGCUUCCUUUUUUAACUAAUUUGGAAACGUUACAAGUUCGAAACAGUGAUUCUGUCAAAGCCAUUUUUGAUGUCAAAUGUUCAACACAGGACAGAGAUGUGAUAUCUGUGGGACAAACCCUCCCUUUUUCGCUGAAGAAAUUGGUUUUAUCCAAGCUGCCAAAUCUAAAGAUUGUUUGGAAUGAAGAUCCUCAAGUAAUUCUUAGCCUGCACCAUUUACAAGAAGUUUGUGUUGAGGAAUGUGAAGGCCUUACAAGUGUGUUUCCAGCAUCAAAAGACAAAUAUAUUCUGAAACUUGAAAAUCUAGAAGUGAAAGACUGUAAAGGAUUGAUGACUAUUUUUGCAGAGGAUCCAAGAACAAAGCUAGAGCUUACAUGUCCCUUUGUGAGAUCAUUGGAACUUGAGGGUUUGCCCAACUUCAAGUAUUUUUACUACAGCUCACCGUAUACUGACAUUUUUACAGAUCUUGAAUCGCAUACCGAGAAUGAAGUCGGUACUGAAAAGUGGAUGUCAGUAGGGGAAAAUGGAAUGAAGAUGAUUUUGCGAGGAGAAUUGGAGAGAAAGGUCUUAGACAGCUUAAAAGCUCUUACUCUCUGUUUUGGUUCGGAUGUAUUUGGAUGUAAAAUUCUAGAAGAGGUUCGGAAUAUAGAGAAACUUGUGGUUUGUGAUGGUUCCUUCAAGGAGAUGUUCAGUUGUGAAAGUCCUAAUAAUGUGUUACAGCAUCUGAAAGUAUUACGGUUGGAGUCCCUUAGAAAGUUAGUUUCUAUUGGGCUAGAGAACUCUUGGACUGAUUCAUUUGUCAGAAACUUGGAAACCUUUGAAGUCAUCAGUUGUGAGAGUUUAAAAAGCUUGGUACUAUGCGGAGUGUGUUUCUCCAAUCUGACAUGUUUGAAAGUAGAAAAUUGCAAAAGGUUGUCACAUUUGUUCUCAUCUUCAACAGCCAAAAGUUUGCUUCAACUGAAAAGAAUGGAAAUAAAAGGUUGUGAAUCAAUUAAAGAGGUAGUGUCUAAUAAGGAGGAAUCAGAUGAGGAUGAGAUAAUAUUUCCGAAACUCAGUUGUUUGAAUCUUGAAGAUUUAAAAAAUCUGAGAAGGUUCUACGGAGGGAGUUUAAGUUUCCCAUCCUUAGAGGAAUUUUCAGUAAGAGGUUGCUCCCAACUGAUGAGUUUAUGUACUGUAGUGUCAGGCAAGUUGUCUGAAGCUAUUGAUCUCAACUCUGUUACGAGGAAGAGAUUUUUGAAAGAGAGAGCAUCAUGGUAUAAGAGUCUUGAAUUCAGAGAUAGGGCAGACCUACAAGAGAUGUGGUCUCUCGCACUGCAGAUACCUGACUUUUGUUUCACUAACUUGAAGAAAUUGAUUGUGAAUGAAUGCAACAUUUCAUCAGAUGCAGUGCUACCUUUCACUUUACUUCCUUUAUUACCCAAAUUGGAAACAUUGGAAGUUCAAAACUGUGAUUCCGUCAAAACCAUAUUUGAUGUCAAAUGUACAACACAAGACACAACCACUUCUCUCAAGAAAUUAGUUUUACGGAAGCUGCCGAAUCUGGAAACCAUUUGGAAUGAAGAUACUGAUGAAAUAGUUACAGAGCCUAAUCCAGCCCAUCCAGAAGUAACAAAUCCUAAGCUUACGUUCCCCACUGUCACAUCAUUCACACUAUGCGAUUUGCCCAACUUCAACCAUAAUACUAUCUAUUGCAUUAAUGAAGCAAUAGCGACAUCUGAGCUAAUUAUACCCAACGUAGAGGAUCUGACAGUGGGUAAAAAUGAAUUAAAGAUGAUUGUGGACGGAGAAUUUCAGACAAACCUUUUACACAACUUAAAAGUUCUCGGUCUGUCCUUUGAUAAUGAGUGUGAUGAAUUUCCGGAGUAUGGAUUUCUACAACAGUUGCCAAAUGUAGAGAAGCUUAUGGUGUGGAGUAGUUCCUUCAAGCUGAUUUUCUGCCAUCAAAGACCUAAUAAUAGUGAACUUCUAUUACAGCUCAAAGAAUUACGCUUGGAGUGCCUUGAAAAGCUCGUUUUCAUCGGGUUAGAAAACCCAUGGACUGAGCUCUUUGUCAGUAAUCUAGAAACUUUUGAAGUCAUUACAUGUUCAAGUUUGGAAAACUUGGCAACAUGCACAGUGUCUUUCACAAAUCUGAGAUGUUUAAAAGUAGAAAAUUGUGAUGGCUUGUCAUAUUUGUUCACAUCCUCAACAGCCAAAAGUUUGGGUCGACUUGAAAGAAUGGAGAUAAAACAGUGUAAAUCCAUUGAAGAAAUAUUGUGUGGGGAGAAAUCAGAUGAUGAGGAGGAUGAGAUAAUAUUUUCACAGCUCAGUUGUUUAGAACUUGCUAGUUUACCGAAUCUGAGAAGGUUCUAUAGAGGGAAUUUAAGUUUCCCAUCCUUGGAAGAAUUAUCAGUAACACAUUGCAAUGAUAUGGUAACUUUAUGUCCAAGUACGCUAAAAGCAGACAAGUUGACUCAAGUGAGAAUUGAAUACGGAGAAGUUAUUUCACUGGACACUGAUCUCAACUCUACUACGCGGAAGGAAUUUGGGAGAAAGAUUUCAAAACUUCAAGAACUUAAACUCAAAAGUAGACCAAAAUUACCAGAGAUAUGGCAUGACCCAUUGUAUAUACCUGACUUAUGUUUUAGUAAGUUGGUCACCUUGACUGUGAAAAACUGUCAGUUUUUAUCAGAUGCAGUGCUACCCUUCCAUUUACUUCCUUUAUUACCAAAAUUGGAGACAUUGGAAGUUCGAAAAUGUGAUUACGUGAAAACCAUAUUUAAUCUCAAACGUGCGACAAAAGACACAUUAGUUACUCUUCCUCCGAAGAAAUUGACUUUAUCCAACUUACCAAACCUGGAGAAUAUUUGGAGUGAAGAUCCUCCUGGAAUUCUAAUCAUGCAUCAUCUAAAAGAAGUAUAUGUUAAGGAAUGUAAAGGCCUUACAAGUGUGUUUCCAGCAUCAGCAGCCAAAGAUCUUGUGAAACUUAAAGAUCUAGUCGUGGACGACUGUGAGGGAUUGAAGGCAAUUGUUGGAGAGGAAUCCAAGGAGGAUGAGAUAAUAUUUCCGCAACUCAUGUAUUUGAAGGUACAAAGUUGCAACAGCCUGCCAUAUUUGUUCACAUCUUCAACGGCAAAAAGUUUGGGUGAACUAAAAAGUAUGAAGAUAAAAGAAUGUAAAUCAAUUGAAGAGAUAAUAUCAAAGGAGGGGGAGGAAUCUGAUGAGAAGGUAGAAAUAAAAUUUGAGCAGCUCCAAGAUUUGUAUCUUGAAAAAUUAGAUGAGCUAAGGUGCUUUUACGAUGGCAAUUUUACUUUAAAUUUUCCAUCCUUGGAGGAAGUCCACGUCAUCAAGUGCAGCUCCAUGAAAACUUUCAGUGCAUUCAACAAAAUAGAUAAUCCGUGGUAUUAUUCAGAAUAUGCGAGACCUCGAAAAAUAACUCAUCUUAAUUCUGCUUUACACAGAACUUCCGAAGAAGAGGCUCCCAAUGCUUCUAGUGCCAUCAUCUCAGUUCUUCAAUAGUUCAGAUACUCAUAGAGACAGUGAACAUGGUAAAUCAACAUUAACUGAUGCUACUAAAAUUGGUAACUUUUUUAUGGUGAGUGAUACUAUAUAUCAUUUGCUCUGUGUACGCGAAGGGGAGUUCAAUAUCACAGCAUAACAUGAUGGUUACGUAAGAUUAGGUUGAGCCUCUAGUUGCCGACUCCAAUAUUGCGGUAAUGAAGAAAAGAUUGAAGGCCUGAAGAAUGGAUGAAGAUCAAUGUGUACCCGAUUUUAUUACGUGUGAUUGUGUUUUAAAAAAAUGAAAAAAAAAAGUGUUGUUAUACCUAGUUGAAGAUAAAUGUGGCACUAUUUUAUUAGGUAUGAAUGUUUAAAAAAAAUUAAAAAAAAAUUGUGUUGUUCUACCUAGUUGAAGUAGAAUGUGUCACUAUUUUAUAAGGUGUGAUUGUGUUUUAAAAAAAAAAUUAAAAAAAAAAGUGUUGUUGUACCUAGUUGAAGAUGAAAGACAUUAUUUCUUGUAUAUGUAAUGUGUGGGAUUAAAAGUGAUGAACGGUCAUGAAUAUUGAUUGAAGGCUGUAUCACUAAAUAUUGAGUGUGGUUUAUUAGUAUAUGUGUGCUUAUGCUGGUAAAAAAUGUGCCUGGAUUCAUUUGCUGUUAAUUUUAUCUUGAUGUGAUCAUAAUGAUUCUCUAUGUACUCAACUGUUAUUAAAGUUCACUUUUGAGUCCUCUG